Molecule: messenger RNA, 2484 nt
Organism: Neurospora crassa OR74A
Lineage: Eukaryota; Fungi; Ascomycota; Sordariomycetes; Sordariales; Sordariaceae
Exons: 2
Coding region: 616-2484 (622 amino acids)
Source: RefSeq, a predicted model, not a curated record
AGUUCAACACGAGGACUUCAUUAUACAUAUAUCGGAACAACGCUUCAUUUCCAGCAACCUCGGACCUGUUUCCUCAGCCUAGUCACUUAGCCAUUGUCUUACUACAACGCCAUGGCGUUGAAGUCUCCCUCCUACACGUUGAAAACUCAGUGAGCACCAGUCCCUUCGACUCUUCUCUUCAGCUUGCUACCCUCAUAUAUUGUGAUGGGGUACUCAAUUGUUUGAUGGCCCAUCAUCCAAGUCCCCAUACCACUAAAGCUGCAGGUAGGUACCUUGACAGGAAAAGUAUGUAGUAGGGUUUUGCCGAGAGCAAGAAAUUGGAUAUCACUGUUCUUUCGAUAUUUGGGUCCGAAAGGCUUCGGUGACCGGAUGUCCAGCGUGAUGUGGCGUCGUUGUGUUUAUUCCAGACUGGACGUCAGUGAGCUCAAUACACCAUCUGCUUCUGAGCAAUUUGUAGAAUGUAUACCGCAUUGACUUCUUCGCACCAUGACCGCUUCAGUGCCAUGGUUCUCAUAUAAGACAACCUGCUUCUUGCUGCUCAGCAUCUGAACUUCUUCCCCCGGCAGCACUCCAACCAUCCCAAGGGAUUCUCACGGUAUUCAAAUCGUCACCACCAUGGCUUCGCUCACCCUUCGAGCUGCAGCGCUAGCAGCCAUCGCCCUAGUCCACGUUGGUGUCCGUGCAACAACCAUCGAACUCCCUCCCUGCCUUGACCCCUUCCAGCCUUUCAUCUACUCCGGCUGCUACGCCGACACCGGCAACCCUCACGCCCUCAGCCUGCGCAGCCAGCUCAACCAGCAGGACAUGACCAUCGAGAAAUGCGUCUCUGUCUGCAAGGGUAAUGGCUUUCGUUACGCAGGUCUAGAGUACUACGGCGUGUGCUACUGCGGCAACACCGUCAGCGGCCAGCAGAUUGACGAGGAGCAAUGCAACUACCCUUGCACCGGCAACUCCUCGCAGGUCUGUGGAGGCACUGAUAUCAUAUCCGUCUACCAGGAUCCCACUUUCUUGCCGGUUGAUGAGGUCACGGUUGCGGAUUAUGACCAUUUGGGAUGUUGGACUGAUGAUUCCGAGUACGGAAGGGCGUUGGCUUAUCCCCAGGAUCAGCUUGAAGGGUCUACCUUGACGACGGAGAAGUGCUUGCAAGCUUGUCGGGAUGGGGGGUAUCCGUUUGCCGGGACUGAGUUUGGCGGCGAGUGUUGGUGCGGUGUUGUCAUAGGCAACGGAACCUUCUCCGCCCCUGAUAGCGAGUGCGAUAUCCCUUGCAACGGAAACUCCACGCAGAUUUGCGGCGGACGUGCUCGUCUCAACCUCUACGUCGCCAACGAGCUUCAGUCACUCGAACCUUGUGGUUACGUGCCUCCCCCAGAAAGUAGUAGCAGCUCUUCCGUCACAGCAUCCUCAUCAACAACUCCAGUUGCUUCUUCGCAAUCUACCUCCGACAUAACCAGCUCGACGGCGACGACUUCUGACGUACCCUCUUCGACUACUACUUCUUAUGUCCUCAGCUCAACCACCACCACUUCCACCACUUCCAUCACUUCCACCACCCUAGCCACCACCCUAGCCACCACCACUUCGCCACCCCCUACCACUACCUUAACAACCACGUCCACCACCACCACCACCACCUCCUCCUCCUCCAUCUGCAAAGAAACAGUCACUCUCCCGCCCACCUGCGAGUACAAGUGCGGCAAAUGGUGUUCCUCCCCUUUGCCGGACUGGGACUCCCCCCAAUCCUGCUUCCCCAGCCACGCCAACUGCUUCCUCCAAGUAUCCGCCUGUUUCAAGCAAGCCGGAUGGCCGGGGGCGCUCGACUGCUUCGGUUUUGCCGAGUGGUGCUCGGCCCUGAGCACCUACUGCAAGGGAUCAAGCAAACCGGGGGGCAUCUGCUCCAAGAAGGAUUUCUGGAAUCACAAGCCGCCUUCGUCGCCCUCCCUUACCGGACCUGGUGUUCCGACAACGACGGUGAUUACGGUUCCUUGUCUCCCUGUUAGCACUGGCAAGCCGACAUCUACUUCCGUUCCAACGUCCACCAAAGCGGCCACAUUCACAACCAGCACCACCACCACCGGCACCAAAUGCCCAAUCCCAACAUCCACCUCCCUCUGCAACCCCCCCAAAAGCAACAAACCCCCCGUAGGCGGGAUCCCUCUCCCCGUAGUAACCUGCAACGACCUUCUCUCCUCUUUCUCGUCCGGUCACCCCUUCAAGCUGUACACGGACUCGGACUCGAGCAAGUGCAAGUCAUACGCUCGCUCGUCGUUCUCGACAGCCUGUCUGGAUGCGUGCCAGGAGCAGUACGAUGAUUGUGUGGAUGUGUACGCCAAGGGGUGCAAGGAAGGAAAGUACGGCAAGGAUGAUUCGACCUCGUACGCGGGGGCGGUGCUGAAGUGUAAGGAGCAGUAUGCGGAUUGUACGUUGGCGAAUUGGGGGAAGAAUGCGGGAGCGAAGUGUAAGGUUUGGGGGACGGGGCCUUGGUGA